UAAAAUAGACUUGAGAAGGAGAUCUCCAGUCAUGAUUGCAUCUCAAAGAUGAACUCUGGAGUGAGUGUUACAUUUCUACAUGAAAAGAUCAGGCAGUUACAGUCAGAACUGGAGCUCCACAAGCUCCGCUCUGCUGAGGAGCUAAAGAAGCAAGCCAAGCAUUAUGAAAAGAUAACAAGAAAAUCACAACGUAGGAUGUAUAACAAGCAGGAUACAGUGCAUCUCACCAAUGAUAUGGACUUGAUUGGGAACACAGAGUCCAUUCCAAAGAAGAAAAAUAAUACCUCGAAGAAUGCUAACCCUCUCAAUAAAAGUAAGAAUGAAAGCCAGAUUUCACUCAUGGGCCCAAUAAAUACCUCCCAGUCUGCCAAAUCAUCGAAGAGUGGGUUGAUGGAAGAGGUCAAAAGCACUUCAGCAGGGGAGAAUAAGUUGAAAGCACGCAGACCAAAGAACUUAGUGAUUGAUAACUUUAAAAAGCACGAAGAAAUUGAGAUAUCUCCUCAAUUCAACAGUGAAAAUGAAAAUCAGGAUAAGGAAACCCAGCUGAUUGGAAGAAGCAAGCAGUACAACAAAGUGACUAAGCGAGGCUAUGAAGAGUAUGAUGUCAAGAACCACAGAGAUUUGAAUGCUCAAUUUUAGAUUUU
Messenger RNA from Moneuplotes crassus, 644 nucleotides. Lineage: Eukaryota; Ciliophora; Spirotrichea; Euplotida; Euplotidae. The record is from the annotation of a GenBank genome assembly.